CCUAGUGAGGCACAAGGCGAGCGAUUGCCAGGGAGGAGUUGCGGAGAGGAAGUGCCUGCCUCACCUCCCUGGACAGCCUGCGGGUUGCCGCCUAGCAGUCAGAGGUUUGGGAGGCACUGGUACUUCCUCUGGUGAUGUGCUGGUGCAUAGAUAUACCGGAGGACCACGUUGCAUGACGCUCCGAAGGCUGCCAGACGUGCUCCGGAGGAUGUAUGGAGACUCGCCUUCAUGGAGCUGCUCGAGGUUUUCUUUGCUUCCUGUUGCCAAGAAAUGCUAUGGUUGACAUCAGACCCAGUGUAAUCAUCUUUUCUCAUUCAAGGCAUUCAUUGUGAAAGCGAUUUAGUUUUAUCACUUGAAGGGCACAGACUCUCAUCUGAAAUGCUGAAAAGAAAAUUACGUCACUGCCAAAGGAAUAGAGUGAACCUUCUGCUUUUCGCCGCUCUCAUGAUAGCAACCAUAACAGUGGUGAAAAAUCACCACAAAUCGUUUUUUAGCGGUAGCGGCCGCAACUUGGAGUUGACUAGGGAGGACGGUCAUGUGAACUGCACCAAAAUUCUGCACGGCGAUAUCGAAGAGAUCCAGAAUGCCAAACUAGAUUUGUUAACCGUUGAUUACAAAAAACGGCAUCAACGGCUGACGGAAAAUGACUACAUUAAUAUGACAAAAGACUGUGACUCUUUUACCAAAGAUCGGAAAUAUAUUCUUUUUCCUCUAAGCAAGGAAGAGAAUGACUUCCCUAUUGCUUAUUCGAUAGUCGCUCACCAUAAGAUUGACAUGCUAGAGAGACUCUUGCGUUCCAUAUAUAUGCCCCAAAAUUAUUACUGCAUUCAUGUUGACCAAAAAUCCCCUCAAUCUUUUAAGGCAGCAGUUGAGGCACUUGCAGCCUGUUUUGAUAAUGUCUUUAUUGCCAGCCAGUUGGAGACGGUGGUAUAUGCAUCAUGGUCUCGCGUUCAGGCCGAUCUCAACUGCAUGAAGGACCUACAUGCUCUUGGCGGACAGUGGAAAUACUUAAUCAACCUCUGUGGUAUGGACUUUCCUAUUAAAACCAACAGAGAAACUGUGGAGGCGUUAAAAGCUUUAAAGGGUGCCAACAGCCUUGAAACCGAAAAGAUGCCGCCACACAAGGAAGUACGGUGGAGGAAACAUUAUGAGAUCAUGGAUGGUGCCAUCCGCAAAACUGAAACCGACAAAAAGGCACCGCCGUUACAAGUUCCGAUUUUUUCCGGUAGUGCUUAUUUUGUUGUCAGUAGAGCGUUUGUGAGCUAUGUUUUGAGAAAUGAGAAAAUUCAGGCGUUUUUGGAAUGGUCUAAAGACACCUACAGUCCAGAUGAAUACUUAUGGGCUACUCUACAGAGAAUUCCAGAAGUGCCAGGUUCUGUGCCAGCUAACGGCAAAUAUGACAUUUCCGAUAUGAACGCGAUUGCUAGGUUUGUAAAAUGGCAGUACUUGGAAGGGGAAGUGUCAAAGGGAGCACCAUAUCCACCCUGCAGCGGGACGCAUGUUCGUGCCGUUUGUGUAUUCGGUGCUGGAGACUUGCAGUUAAUGCUGGGAAAACACCAUUUAUUUGCCAAUAAAUUUGACAUCGAUACAGACCCCAUUGCGAUCCAGUGCCUAGAGGAACACUUGAGACACACAGCUCUGCAUCCAGAAAGGGACUUGUAAAUUUUGAGUGGGAAUCCCCAGUGCUUUUCAUGUCCAAAAGUCCUAUUAUACUAAAUUGUGCUGCACUCAAUCUGUGCGUAAAUCUAACAAAGAA
Messenger RNA from Spea bombifrons (plains spadefoot toad), 1756 nucleotides. It is a transcript of the gene GCNT1, whose product is annotated as glucosaminyl (N-acetyl) transferase 1. The coding region runs from base 379 to 1662 and encodes 427 amino acids. The record is from RefSeq and is a predicted model, not a curated record. Lineage: Eukaryota; Metazoa; Chordata; Amphibia; Anura; Pelobatidae. The transcript is spliced from 2 exons. Gene Ontology annotation, cellular component: membrane. Gene Ontology annotation, molecular function: beta-1,3-galactosyl-O-glycosyl-glycoprotein beta-1,6-N-acetylglucosaminyltransferase activity.